CUGGACAAAUGUUUUCUUAUUUUCCAGAUCCUGAGAAGACAGGAAAAUGGCCACGUGGAAUGAAAAGGCAGUCACCCGCAGGGCCAGGGUGGCUCCCGCCGAGAGGAUGAGCAAGUUCUUGAAACACUUCACCGUCGUCGGGGACGACUACCACGCCUGGAACAUCAACUACAAGAAGUGGGAGAAUGAGGAGGAGGAGGAGGAAGAAGAGCAGCCGCCGCCCACUGAGGCCUCAGCCUCGGCCGAGGAGGGCAGAGCCACUGACCCCACCCCAGCCCCGGCCCCUGUGCCCAGGCCCCGCCUAGACUUCAGGACCACUUUGAGGAAGCUCUUCAGCGCCCACAGGUUUCAGGUUAUCAUCAUCUGCCUGGUCGUCCUGGAUGCCCUCCUGGUGCUUGCAGAGCUCGUUUUGGACCUGAAGAUCAUCGAGCCCGACAAGAAUAACUAUGCCCCCAAGGUGUUCCACUACAUGAGCCUUGCCAUCCUGACCUUUUUUAUGAUGGAGAUUUUCUUUAAAAUAUUUGUCUUCCGCUUGGAGUUCUUUCACCACAAGUUUGAAAUCCUGGACACCAUCGUGGUGGUCAUUUCCUUCAUUCUCGACCUCGUCCUCCUGUUCCGGGAGCAUCAAUUCGAGGCUCUAGGACUGCUGAUCCUGCUCCGGCUGUGGCGGGUGGCCCGGAUCAUCAAUGGGAUAAUUAUCUCGGUUAAGACACGUUCAGAACGGCAACUGUUAAGGUUAAAACAGAUAAACAUACAACUGGCCACCAAGAUCCAGCACCUUGAAUUCAGCUGCUCUGAGAAGGAACAAGAAAUUGAGAGACUUAACAAGCUAUUGAGACAGCAUGGACUUCUCGGGGAGGUGAACUAGAUGCACGCCUUCUCCAGCUCAAAGGGAAGACCUGCCUCAUGGGCUUGUGACAAGGAAGACAGCCGCCCCUCUGGGGCCAUGUCGGGGAGAGAUUUGGUUUGAUGGCUUUGCCUCACUGCUGCCGGCUCCGAUUCUGGGGGACACAGCCUUUUAGAGGCUCUAUUUCUUCCUUGGUGUGACUGAGAAUGUCCCAUCCCACACUGUGUAACAAAUGUAUCAUAAACUAUAUUUUCCUCAUGUUGAACACUUUACUCUUGCUUGAAAAUGAACAAGCUGGACAAUUACUAGCCAUAUAUAAAAUUUAAUCUCAUCAAAUGUACAGUUUUCACUUUUCACAUGUAUAUUGAGGGAUCAGUACAUCCUUUCAUAUGAGCACUCUGAAAAACAAAAAAGAAAGCUAUCUUAGCUAUCAGCACAUUCUAGAAGUCUUUUACAUGUCCAAGCUGUUCUAAAUAGCUAACCACAGUUUCCCCCAAGGAGGCCAUUCUCGAGUACCCAGCCCCCUCCUCUGCAUCCUCCAGCUUUUAGCUGGCUCCACCUAGUUCUGCCACCUGACAACAUUUUCCUCAGUUACUGUACAAUUAAUGUAUAAAAUAAACUCUCUCCUUCCCUAGGGCCCUCCUACUAGAUCCUUUCCAGCUUCAACUGCUUGGAAUCACUUGGUGGCAUCCCAGACCAGCCCACUAACUGGAGAGCAAGCUAGCUCCGGUGCCUGGCACAGAAGUGGCAAUUAGAGCCAAGACUCCACUGUAAUUAACAUGACAUUUGGGGGAAGAUCCCCUUGUGAGGCCUUGUCCUCUACUCGCAUGAUUUUAAACAAUUUGCUAUUUUUGUACUCAUUUCAGCAGGACCUGAAAAGGAGGAAAAUCCGAACUAAAAAUAAUAUUUUAAAAAUAACUCACAUUUAAAGCAGGGGAUUAAUAAACUGGAUAAACCCUCAACGCCUGCACUACUUGAAGGCCUGUCCUCGUGUCUUCUCAAAGGUGCAACUUGGGUUUCCACAUAUGACCUAUGUGUUGAGGGUACUGGAACUGGCUAAGACCAGACGAUGCCCCCUUCUAAUGUCAGACCAAGUAGAAUGACAUUCCAGAAGGGAGACAAGAGGAGGGAAGUGAGUGGAGAGGAAGUGUGCUGGUCUGGGGGCAAUCUCAAGGGUUAUAAUAAAGUGGAAUGUCUCCGAGGGACUGUGGGCCCCACACGUGCUGAAUUUUGCAGAUACGGUAUAGUUUCCUUAUUUAAUGACUUACAUCAAACAAAUGGGAAGAAGAAAUUAAAGGGCAGCCUGGCGUUGAUGGUUGGCUGAGCUCUGAAGCCUGCCUCUGCAGGUGCAGACACAUCCACAAAAGUAACCGCAGUGGAAAUAAGAAUUGUCCUUUCAUUUCCUGAGUUGGUCUGUAAUACAAAAUCAGAAUAAUGCAAGCCCUGCCCUCCAGUGUGUUAUCAGGAUAACAAAGAUGGGACAGCUUCCAUGCCUUUCCUCACCCAAUAGCUGUCAUUCAUGAAUCUGAUAGGUACAUGGAGGGCUCAUCAGUCACUAACUCAUAGGAGAGAGACAGUUUUCACUCAGGUUGUCCCUCACACACUGAUGUCAUUCAUUCAUAACUCAAUUCUGACAAGAACUUUAAAGAUCAAAUCUAAACAAGAAUGCAAAUGUGAACAAAACCAUUUUGUUCAGUGGAGGUUUUUCCUCUAAGUAAAUGAUAACUGCUAAAUUGUUUUAAGAAUUCAGAUUGUUUAAAUUUUAAUUAUUAUUUUUUACAAAAUAAUAAAUUUCACCUAUCACAGUUGA
Messenger RNA from Bubalus bubalis (water buffalo), 2657 nucleotides. RefSeq names its product hydrogen voltage gated channel 1 (gene HVCN1). Gene Ontology annotation, cellular component: plasma membrane. Bases 47 to 868 code for a protein of 273 amino acids. Gene Ontology annotation, biological process: proton transmembrane transport. The record is from RefSeq and is a predicted model, not a curated record. Lineage: Eukaryota; Metazoa; Chordata; Mammalia; Artiodactyla; Bovidae. The transcript is spliced from 6 exons. Gene Ontology annotation, molecular function: voltage-gated proton channel activity.